AGUUUUCUCUUUUUUUUUUUUUCUCAUUUUUCUAUUCUUCAACAUGGUAAUGUUGUCAUUUCGAAUGUAUGCAUUGUUCAUUGAAACUUUACAUUAGCCACCCAAAGGGCUUUCUCUUGACGAGAAACGUAAAAGAAUUCAAAAGAUAUUUCACGAAUCGGGUGAAUUUUAUCAGUUAAAAGACAUUGAAAAAAUAGGCCCUAAAAAGGGUGUUGGUAUGUUGUAUACAGAGAAUUAGUUCAUGCUGAGACCUAUUGUUCAUAUAGUUGCACAGUCUGUAAAGGACGUCUUGAUGAGUUUAGUGGAUGAUGGUUUAGUGACAAUGGAUAAAAUUGGUACUUCGAAUUAUUUUUGGUCCUAUCCAUCUGCUGCCCUCCAAUCGAGUAAAAACAAGUUUAAAGAUUUACAAGCUAGUCUAGAGAAAGAAAAGGCAAAGCAUCAAAGACUACAAGACGAAAUUGAAGAAGCCAAGGAGACAAGAGAAGAUACAGAUGAGCGAGCUGAAUUAUUAAAAGAAUUGGCAGAAUUAAAGGCAAAAAAUAAAGAAUUGAUGAAUGAGUUACAGAAAUAUAAAGAAAAUGAUCCUGUCUUGUUUGAAAAGAAAGAAAAAGCAGCCGCUAUAGCUAAAGAAGCAGCCAAUCGAUGGACAGAAAGCAUUUGGGAAAUAGAAUCCUAUUGCGUUAAAAAGUUUAAUAUGGAUCGUACUGCAUUUGAACAAAAUUUUGGUAUUCCUGAAGACUUUGAUGUGCUGAAUUAAAAAUAAAGGCACCCAAAAAAAAGGGUAUCCAGAUGUAUUUAUCACACAGGGAACCAUU
Messenger RNA from Rhizopus microsporus ATCC 52813, 815 nucleotides. RefSeq names its product meiotic nuclear division protein 1. Bases 242 to 757 code for a protein of 171 amino acids. NCBI's taxonomy places the organism in Eukaryota, Fungi, Mucoromycota, Mucoromycetes, Mucorales, Rhizopodaceae. The record is from RefSeq and is a predicted model, not a curated record. The transcript is spliced from 4 exons. Gene Ontology annotation, biological process: reciprocal meiotic recombination. Gene Ontology annotation, molecular function: double-stranded DNA binding.